Molecule: messenger RNA, 648 nt
Organism: Penicillium odoratum
Lineage: Eukaryota; Fungi; Ascomycota; Eurotiomycetes; Eurotiales; Aspergillaceae
Product: secondary metabolism biosynthetic enzyme
Exons: 1
Coding region: 1-648 (215 amino acids)
Molecular function (GO): transferase activity
Source: RefSeq, a predicted model, not a curated record
AUGGCCCGACUAAUAAAUUCCUGGAGUGCACUGUACAAUGAAGAUACCGAGCAGUGGUGCGACUUUCAUCCCGAGACGGGUUUGGUCAAAACCUGGGUGAACUUGAAAGGUCCACGCCCAGUCGACAGCAUUCUCAGCGCAUCAGAAGUCUCAGAAUCCGUCCGGGCCCAUGGGCCAGCAUUCCAUCGCCUAGGCUUAAAGCUGGUAAGGUUCGUCGCCGUUGAUUACGAAGGAUCUACCAUGAAUAUGUAUUUCACCGCGCCUGGGCCGGUUUCUGAGACCCAGGCUGCACAGUACACUGGAAUGGCUCAAUGCACACCUCCCACCUCGCAAGAGUUUCGGGAUAUGCAAUCAUUCUUGAAUCCUCAAGGCUUUUCCUUUGCUGUCACAAUGGACUACAAGACAGGAGCUAUCAAACGGGUGGCUUUCUAUGCCUUGAGCCUCCCACAAAAUGAGUUACCUGCUGUGAAUGACCGGGUGCGAACCUUCUUUACGGAGGCACCGUCAUACGACAAACACCCAACAAGAAUUAUUGCUUGGUCCUUUGGAUUGGGAGAUAACAAGUACACGAAAGCCGAGUCAAGUUAUGUGGGGGACCUUGCCACCGUGUUGAAAGAUGUCGACUCUCCCCUAAUUUCGAGAAAUUAA